Messenger RNA from Diabrotica balteata, 741 nucleotides. The record is from the annotation of a GenBank genome assembly. NCBI's taxonomy places the organism in Eukaryota, Metazoa, Arthropoda, Insecta, Coleoptera, Chrysomelidae.
AUGGAAAAAAAACGUGAGAGGAGUAAAAAUUAUUUAGAGGAAGAAAAGGAGAACUUAAUCUCAAUAAUCGAAAAAUAUAAACACAUAAUAGAAAAUAAGAAAACGGACAGUGUUUGGUCGAAACAAAAGAAUGCCACAUGGGAAAAGAUAGCGACGGAGUACAACAGUAUUAGCAAAACUGGGAUUCGGAAUAUAAAACAGUUGAAACUGUUGUACGAGGCACUCCACAAAAGAGUUAAAAAACUCAAAGCUGAUGAUAAGGUUCAGACAUACAUAACAGGAGGUGGUAUGAAGGUACCAGUGAUGACACCUCAAGAUGACAGGAUUGUUGCUAUCAUGGGACCCCAAAUAAUCCCUAUAGAGACUAUGUAUGAUAGCAAUAAUAUGCAUAUGCCUGAGGAUGUUUAUCAAGGUGAUAUGAGCCAUUAUGAAGGUGAUGAUGCUAUGAAUGACAUACCACUUCAAUCACCUCCUGCUAUGGAUAUCCCCAGUACGUCCAGCAGUAUUCUGCCAAGAAUCGUAAUACAAGAUGCAAAAGAUUCAUCACAGGGAGGUGAAUCAGUAACGUUAAAAACACCAAAAAGGAAGAGGAAAUGUGCUGAAUGUGAGGAAAUGGGGGACAAGAAGAAGGAAGUGUUGGAAAGAAAAUUAAAAAUAUUAGAUAUUUUAAGGCGUAAGGAAUUAGUAGAAUUAGAGUUAAGACAAGUAGAAUUAGUAGUGAAAAAAGCAGAAGCAGAAUAA